AAGAAUAUGAAUUGUACUACUUCUACUACCACCAUUCAUAAUAAUAAUUACCGACCGACUACAAUGACAUCAUUUGUUAUGGAUGACCAGUUAAAAUCAGAUUACUGUCUAUUCAAUGAUAGUAAUGUUCCAAUGGAUUUAAGUAGAAACUCCUCAUCAUCUUUAAAUCAUUAUGAUGAAUUUAGUACAAGGAAAAACAUCUGUUGUGAUAAAUGCAUUGAUCCUUGGAAAAGAGAUGAACAUAAAUGUGUAAACAACGAAAAGAUUAUCAUGAAUAAAUAUUCUGUAAAUAACACACUGAAGGAAAAAUUUAAUCAAUUUAUGAAUACUACUGAUAAUUCCGUUUUCAGUAGUAAAAAACAAUCAUUACCAUUUUGUCACAAUUCACAAUCAGUCAAUCCAGAAUUAUGUCAAACUUAUAAGAAUUAUGACGAGGAGCAUCGAAAUAUAUUAACACCCUCAAAAAUAUCUAAUAAUAGUGGUAAUAAUAAUACUAAUGAUCACAAAAGCAGAUUUAUGAUAAAAGAUAUACUUGAAUUUCAGGAUCAUCCAUCAUCUGCUAAAGACGACGAUGAUAAUAUGAACAAUAGAUCAAAGAUUCGGUCUGAAGAGUCAGUGUACGAUUCAAAACCAGUUAAAGAAUUUCCUCAUCCUAAAAUAAUAUUUUGCAGUGAAAAUAACAAAUCUGUUAAAAAAAUCAGAAAUAAACGAACUUCUUUUUGUUCAAAAACACCAACUACUGAAACAUUUGAAAGUAGCAUAUGUUUAUCAUCUAAAAAUAUGAGAUUAAUCCCACAUCUUGCAAAUAAUGUUGAUAAUAAUAAUAAUUAUAAUUAUAAUACAGUUAAUCAGAUAGAAAAAUUUCAAUCAUAUAAGGGAGACGAACAAGAAAAUAGAAAUGAAGAUUCUGACACUGCAAAGAUCAGUUUACAAAACACUCCAAAAUGUUAUUCUCGUCAAUAUCGCGUUGAUUAUCAACGAUUUGUACAAGAUAAGAAACGACAAAAUUGUUCAACAUGUAAUUUGAGUUUUUGUCAACCAGUAGAUUUUGUUCUACAUAUUCAAAAAGUUCAUCUUGGAUUAAAAUUGACAAACAAUGAAAAUAAUUUAACAAAACCUUUAAAAGAAUCACUACAAUCAAACAAAAAUCACACAUGUAAAUCUCAGAAAAUACAUAGAAAUGUUGACGAUACUGGUGAUAUCCAUAUUGUUACUAACAGUAACGAUAAUGAUCAUGAAAGGGAUCAAAUGAGAAAUAAUGAAGAGGGUAAUAAUCAUCCUUUAUCAUUGAAAUCAACAAUCGAUCGUAAUACAAGAAAAAGAUCUUAUAAAUCCAUAAAAACCAUGAAGAAAUAUUGAUGCAAGUACGAUCAUACCUAAUUAAUCUUUUUUGUAUUAACAUAGUGAAGUUUGACUGAUAUAUGUGCACAAAGUGUUCUUUUUUGUCAUCAGAAUAGUGUAAAUAUACAUAUGUUUUCAUAACAUUAUCUGACAGGUAUCUACCUCAGUACAGUGGAAGACGGUCGUGCAAUCUUGUGGAUUAGUUGAGGUUAGACAUUAACAUCAUUGGAUGCCGGCUCAGUGGUCUAGUAGGUUAGGCGUUUGCGAGCGAGAUUGAUAGGUCCUUGGUCCGAAUCUCGUGAAGCAAGAUAGUGGAUGCUCACUGCUGACGAGUCCCGCAAUAGGAUGAAAUGGCCGUUUAGUGCUUUCAGGUUUUCUAUGGCGGUCUAACAUCAAUCAGUUCAUGAACUCAAUCAAAAACUUAAUAAUCUUCACAAUCGUAUAUUGGAAGUGUUUGAGUUAAUCAGUUGAUGAUAUAAGAAACUGGAAUUUAAUCAAUUUUUGUUAAGAUUAUCUGAAUAUAGCCACUUUG
Messenger RNA from Schistosoma bovis, 1873 nucleotides. Lineage: Eukaryota; Metazoa; Platyhelminthes; Trematoda; Strigeidida; Schistosomatidae. The record is from the annotation of a GenBank genome assembly.